AGAUUCAGAAUGAAUUAGCGCGCGGCAGACAGCGCUGUCGACUGUAAACAUAGCAUUUGUGAUCAGAUAUGGCUGAGGAAGAUAACUUUUUUAAAUCUAUAGUCAAAAACGGUUCGACAUCGUCGGCCGCAAAAUUCGAAGAUUGUUUCCAACUCUUCGAUUCCGAUAAAGACGGAUUUCUGAAUAAAACUGAAUUUCAACGAUUACUUCAACGAGCAUUCGAUGACAGUCAAAUAGAUGAAACUAAAACCUUAGAGUUUCUAAAAGUGCUCGACAAAGAUAAGGAUGGUAAAAUUAACAAAACUGAAUUUGAAACAUGUUGGUUCCACUGGUUGAAACAAGUGUUCGACCCGAAAACCGCUUUAAUUGUGGUCGACGUUCAAAACGAUUUUAUAGACGGAACUCUUGCAAUCAAAAAAGGAGACGCAAAACAAGAGGGAUCGGAAGUUAUACCUGUCAUCAACAAGAUGCUGGAUGAAAUAAACUUUGAUUUUGUUGUCUACUCAAAGGAUUGGCAUCCAAAGGAUCAUAUAUCGUUCGUUGAAAAUGUCUCAAAAAGACCUCUCCAUAAACGUAGUGCUAUAUCUAAUGCUUCCGAGGCGAAAGAAUUAGAUAUUGUUGUGUUUGAUGGAGACAUUGUUAUGGAACAAAAACUUUGGCCCGCCCAUUGUAUUCAGAGCAGUUGGGGAGCUGAAUUACAUAAGGAUCUAAAGGUCGUUGACAAUUCCAUAAAUAUUAACAAGGGUACCAACCCAAAUAUAGACAGCUAUUCUGCAUUUUGGGAUAAUAAAAUGCUGUCCCAAACUGGUUUAGUAAAUGAGCUUACCAAAAGAGGAAUAACUGACGUUUAUGUUUGUGGUCUGGCCUAUGACGUGUGUGUUUCUUCAACGGCUAUUCAUUCAAUUGAACACGGUUUUCGAACAUUGAUUGUUGAAGAUGCUUGCAGAGGUUUGAAAGUAAACACUAUCAACCAGAUGAAGGAUAGAUUUUUAAGGAAAGGCGGCAUGAUUAUCCAAUCUUGGGAGGUUCAGCCUAUAGCAGGAGCUAAAAAAAGGCCUGUUACACUUGGAUAUCAAGCUGCUCUCAAUAUUGCCAUGGCUAAAAACUUGGUAAUGACCGAUUCUAGAAAGCCAAAUGGCACCAAAUCGUAGAAUAGAUGUGGUGAUAGAAAAGAAAAAGAGAUAAUAUUCAGUUUCUUCCAAUCAUUUUUAAAGCAAAAAAUCUAUUAAAUCAUCAUGUUGAAAAAGUUAUCGCAUUCUGUGAUAUUACGAACGAAAAUCUUUUCUAUAUAAUAGUCAUCCUCUUUGAGUUUGAAAUUACUCUGUUAACGAGUGAAAGACAAACAAGUGCACCAGAAAGGCACAGUUGACAUGCAUGCUUGUAAAACUGCCAUGUUUAUUAUUAAGUGUCAUUUGCAAAUUAUAUGGCUUUUUGCGUAUAUUCAAUAAAGCUUUGAAGAAAGAGCACAUAAAUUUAAAAUAUUAUAAUAAAUAAAUAAUAAUAAUCCAGUUCUGAAAAACAUCUUAUCCAUGAAAAUUUAUCCAAUCUACUUAACCGACCAGGCGUCAAAAUAAUCGAUUCAUUUCACGUUUCUCACGCAGCUAAUAAUUUCCGUUGAACGAACAAUAGAAUCAUAAAUUUUCUUAAUACUGCGUCUACUUCUCUAUGGAGCUCGUCAGAAAAGAAACUUCCAUCUUCGAAUAAAACCUAGAAAUCUAUUCUAUUCCUAUGCAAUAUGAAAUUAAAAUUAGCAUUUGUUUUCCAUUGUAUUUAUAUUUUUAAAUUUCUACAG
Messenger RNA from Dimorphilus gyrociliatus, 1792 nucleotides. Lineage: Eukaryota; Metazoa; Annelida; Polychaeta; Dinophilidae. The record is from the annotation of a GenBank genome assembly.